Molecule: messenger RNA, 471 nt
Organism: Parnassius apollo (apollo)
Lineage: Eukaryota; Metazoa; Arthropoda; Insecta; Lepidoptera; Papilionidae
Source: the annotation of a GenBank genome assembly
AUGGACAAAGAUAAUAGUGCAUCCACGCAGGGAUAUGCAGCGGCGGUACAGCACCCAUUGAACCUAGAUAAUGGGAAGACUAAGCCGAAAGUAAAAUCUGGCCCUCAGGAGAAAAAUAAGGGAGCUUCGGGCAAACCUAAUCCACCCGCAAAAGUAAACACACCCAUCUCUUCUUUAGCGCCAGUUUCAACUUUAGUCUCUGAUUCCAACACUUCGAUUUUGAGUGUAAGCCGUGAGACAACUGUUGCUCCCCGGGAUGGCGUGGAGCAAAAAGACCCGGAAGAUUGGAUACAGCAAAUUAAUAAGCAAACUCAAAAAUUAUUGCAUGAUAAUCAACACGGUUUUCGAACUACCCGUUCUACAACUACCAAUCUUGUGUCUCAUCUUGACUAUGCAUAUGCUGAAUUAGAUGCUGGUAGAAAGCAUUUGACCUGGUCGACCACGAUAUCUUGUUGCGUAAAUUGGCGGUGA